GCAUUAUUGAGGUACAUUCUGUUUGCGAUAUACAUGUACAGGACUGACAUCAUGAUGAAGUUGGUUGCAAUAGUGCUGGUGUUACUUGUGAUUGGAUAUUCUGCAAAAUCUGAAAAGUCUGAUCGUGAAGGUGGAUGUCUGCAGGCUAAGAGUGCGGCAGAAGCAUUUGAAUGUGGAGCUGGAAAAACCUUGAAGUUCUUUGAUAACCUAGAAUCCCGUCAGAAGCUUCAGUUGCUUCCUGGAAUAACUCUCCUAAGUUCAAGUAACUCAUCGGAAAUAGGCAGGGCUUUAGAACAAUUAAGGCAUCUGCCGAACAAUCCAUCCGAAAGAAGGGACAAAUUGAUGGAGCUCGUUCUUGGUGCUGUCAGCAGAUUUACUUCAGGAAGGACGUUGCAACUGAACCUCGAUAAGCUGACAAGAGAGAAUCUAGCCAGAGCCAUAGAGGAGGGUAAAUAAAAUAACUGCAAAAAGACAUACGUGGUAGUUACAGUAUAGGCAUACAGAAGACAGACUCAACCCAUGUGAGUGCUUUCGAGAAUACAUAAAGAGCCUAGCCAGUUGAGGUCGAGAUCAAGUGCUUUGGUCGUGGAAAAGACAAGAAAUCUCCGAUGCCAUGGGUGAUCGCAGGUAUUGGACUGGUGCUACUGUUGGUUCCUGCUGCCUUAGGAGUUCUAGCAGUGUUAGCAACUAAAGCCCUCGUUGUUGGAAAGAUGUCACUCUUGCUGUCGCUAAUAUCUUUUGCCCAAUAUUUUUUCGCCAGCUCUGGUGGCAAGAAUGUUGUGCCGAGUGUGUAUGCAACCAAGUACGUAGGUACCUACGGACCUCCUGCAGACAACGGAUGGAACGGAUAUGAACCAGGUCCAGCUUACCGACGCAGCUUUGCAGUCAGGACCGAAGAUUCCACAUAUGCAAAUCAGUAGUUGACGAUCAAAAUACCAAUUAUUGUGGUAUCUCUUCU
Messenger RNA from Acanthoscelides obtectus, 958 nucleotides. The record is from the annotation of a GenBank genome assembly. Lineage: Eukaryota; Metazoa; Arthropoda; Insecta; Coleoptera; Chrysomelidae.